Messenger RNA from Fusarium sp. VM40, 1464 nucleotides. NCBI's taxonomy places the organism in Eukaryota, Fungi, Ascomycota, Sordariomycetes, Hypocreales, Nectriaceae. The record is from the annotation of a GenBank genome assembly.
AUGUCUCAACCUGGCACCAUCAAACUAGCUGAUGCUCUUUCGGCUUUGCCUCCUCUACCAAAAUCACACCACGAUCUCCGCUCUCAAAUUCAAUCCACAAUUCGCUAUCCCUCAUCACCGGCACCUUUGCUUGUUAUCCUGGACGACGACCCUACCGGUACACAGACUUGCCAUGAUAUCACUAUUCUUACAGUUUGGGACGUUCAAAACCUCGUAUCGACAUUCAAGCAAGUAGGCACAGGUAAUGGAUUCUUCAUAUUGACCAAUUCUCGCGCACUUCAUCCGCAACAAGCAAGAGAGCUUAUGAUCGAGAUAUGCACCAACCUACAAACUGCCUCUCAAGAAACUAGUCUGCCUUAUGAGAUUGUGCUACGGGGUGAUUCGAUCCUCAGAGGACAUUUCCCUUUGGAGCCUGAGGCGGUGGAGCAUGUGAACGGAUCGUUUGACGCCUGGAUAUUAUGCCCUUUCUUCCUCCAAGGCGGAAGAUACACCAUCAACGAUAUUCAUUACGUUCACGAGGGCGAUAAUCUCAUACCAGCGGCAGAUACUCCAUUUGCCAAAGAUGCUACGUUCGGUUACAGAAGCUCCAAUCUCCGGGACUAUGUUGUUGAAAAGUCAAAAGGCAAUAUUCCGCACGACAAGAUCGCCUCUAUUGACUUGGACACAAUUCGCAAAGGCGGCCCGAGUGCUGUGUUUGAGAAGAUCAUGCAGCUGCCGAAGCCAGAAAAAUCACCUGUCGUUCUUGUCAUAAAUGCCGCGGCCGACGAGGACAUUGACGUGGUUGUCACGGCACUCCUACGAGCUUCACAGCAAGGCAAGCGAUUUCUUUAUCGCACAGGUGCUGCAUUUGUAUCAUCGCGUCUAGGAAUAUCCUCUAUCCCUCCCCUCUCUGCUGGCCAACUCGGCUUGUCAAAGAAAGUUGGCGGUCUCAUUAUUGCAGGAUCAUAUGUGCCUAAAACAACGGCGCAGUUGGAUUCUCUGGUUCAAAAGUCCGGUGAUAAUUUGACAACCAUCACACUGAACGUCAAAGCUUUGCUCAAAUCCGAUGAGGCAGCAAAAGAAGAUGUCGCAAAGGCAAUCGAGCUAGCGUCUCAGAAGAUCAAAGACGGGCAGGAUGUUUUGAUCAUGACCAGCAGGGAGCUCAUAGUUGGGCGAGAUGAAGUGGAGAGUUUGGAUAUUGGGUCAACAAUAGCACUGGCUUUGGUUUCGUUUCUCCAGGGACUACAACAGAAGCCGCGAUAUAUCAUUGCUAAGGGAGGAAUCACUUCAUCGGAUAUGGCGACAAAAGGACUCAGGAUGAAACGUGCUCUGAUUGUGGGUCAAGCUGCACCGGGAGUUCCUAUGUGGCGAUGCGAUGAGCCGGAGUCGAAGUGGCCGGGUUUGAACUACGUCGUGUUUCCUGGAAACGUUGGUCAUAAUGAUAGUUUGUACGAAGUGGUUAGACAAUGGAGAGAGUUUGAGUAG